CGGUGUAGCCCCCCCGUUUCCGUGGCCGGGGAGAGGGUCUCGGAGUGCAGGGGGGGUGCUCCCCCAUGUUUUCUACCCCCGGCCGGUGGGGGCAGGGGGGGCCUGGAGCAAGAUGUGGCGGUGACAGCCUCUCCCCCUCCCAUGAGUGAAGAGGAGGAAGAAAGAAAGAAGAAGAAGAAGGAGAGAAGUGGGGAACCCCCUCCCCGUGUCCUCCUCACCGGCGGGGACCCUCUGCAGCAGAUCUUCGAAGACGUUUUCUGUGUUUCAAAGAUUUGGUCUGAAAAAGCUGUAGGAUUUGGAACCGAAAAAGUAAGGGAACUGGAAAAGGAGGAUGGAGCUGCAGACUCUCCAGGAAGCCCUAAAAGUGGAAAUUCAAGUUCAUCAGAAACUGGUUGCUCAAAUGAAGCAAGAUCCACAGAAUGCAGAUUUGAAGAAACAGCUCCAUGAACUCCAAGCCAAAAUUACAUCUCUGAGUGAAAAACAGAAACUUGUAGUGGAACAACUUCGGAAGAAUCUGAUCAUUAAGCAAGAACUCCCGGACAAUAAGCUUCUCAUACAGCCUUUGCUACAGCUAGAAAGCAAACCGCCAACAACACCACAAGUGCAGCCACAGCCUCAGCAAAUACAGCUGCAACAAAUACAACCGCAGCAGGUGUCCCAGGCAUCCACUACAUCUCUUCCAGGUCUGAGUGGGUCACAGAAGACUGUCGCUACAGCAUCUAUGAUCACGGCAAAGACUCUACCUCUUGUGUUAAAAGCUGCAGCAGCAUCCAUGCCGGCCUCUGUCAUUGGCCAGAGACCCACCAUUGCCAUGGUGACUGCCAUCAACAGCCAGAAAGCCGUCAUUGGCGCUGAUACGCAGAGUGCUGCAGUCAACUUGCAAACAUCCAACAAGGUCACCAGUCAUGUAGGGGAGACCUUUCAAAUCGUGGCAAAAAAUGCUGUUACUUUGCAGGUUCAAGCUACUUCUUCUCAGCCUAUCAAAGUUCCACAAUUCAUCCCACCUCCUAGACUCACUCCUCGUCCAACCUUUCUUCCACAAGUGCGUCCAAAGCCAGCAGCACAAAAUAACAUUCCUAUUGCUCCUGCUCCUCCCCCCAUGCUGGCAGCUCCUCAACUCAUACAGCGGCCGGUCAUGUUAACAACAAAGCUAACACCCACAUCCCAAAACUCAAUCCAUCCUGUGCGCAUUGUUAAUGGGCAGCCCACUGCCAUCUCCAAAGCCUUCCCUACGGCACAGCUCACCAGUAUUGUGAUCGCUGCACCAGGGACCAGGCUGGCAGCUCCACAGACAUUGCAGCUUCCAAAACCAAACCCAGAGAAGCAGACCGUAAAACCUCAGGUGGAAACAUCAGAGAAGCCAACUGAAAGCAGUACAACGGUGCCACCUGUCUCCAAGCCAAAACGAGAAGAAAAUCCACAGAAACUUGCCUUCAUGGUGUCGUUGGGAUUGGUCACGCAUGAUCAUUUAGAAGAAAUUCAAAGCAAGAGACAAGAACGAAAAAGGAGGACAACAGCCAACCCAGUGUACAGUGGUGCCGUUUUUGAACCUGAGCGCAAGAAAAGUGCAGUGACGUAUCUGAACAACACAAUGCAUCCAGGGACUCGAAAGAGAGGUCGUCCACCCAAAUACAACACGGUGCUGGGUUUGGGCGCUCUGCCACCCAUCUCCCCUCCAUCCAGUCAUCCUGACUCCCCCGAAAGUGAAAAGACACAGAUCACAUGUAAUUUCCCUGCAAGUAUCCUGCCUGUGUCCCUGCCUAGUCCUUAUUCCACAGACGCUGAUAUCCAUGAGGAUUUUUGCAGCGUCUGCAGAAAGAGCGGACAGUUACUGAUGUGCGACACAUGUUCACGUGUAUACCACCUGGACUGUUUGGAGCCUCCUCUGAAAUCCAUUCCCAAGGGCAUGUGGAUAUGUCCUAAAUGCCAAGACCAGAUGCUUAAGAAAGAAGAAGCGAUCCCAUGGCCUGGAACAUUAGCCAUUGUUCACUCAUAUAUUGCGUAUAAAGCAGCAAAAGAGGAGGAGAAGCAAAAACUAUUAAAGUGGAGCACAGACCUAAAACAAGAACGGGAGCAACUGGAAGAGAAAGUAAAGCAGCUAAGCAACUCCAUAACGAAAUGUAUGAAAAUGAAGAACAGUAUAUUGUCACGGCAGAAAGACAUGCACAGCUCUCUGGACAAGGUGAAACGUCUUAUCCGGCUCAUUCAGGACAUCGACCUCACCAAACCCAUUAACUCAGAGGUGACCUCUAAUCACAGCCAGGACUGCACUGCUACUGCCAACAGUCCCCCUCCUGACCCCAUCACAACGCCCCAUUCUUCAUCCAGUAGUGUCCAGAAUUGCACCCAAGCAGAAGAGACUAAGUAAUAUACCGCUCGGGACCCAGGGCACUAAACAAAGAGACAAGCCACGUCUGAACAGUUCCUGGGAGGGACUGGAAAGUAACCUUCCCGGGAGAGAGACGUAAGCACUGGAGUUUUGCCAAUCAACCUUUUAUUCUGUGUGUUCCACGUGUGAGCUGGGGUGUUCUGCCAGCACCAUGCCAAGUGAGAAAUAGAAACAAAUAUUUAACUUUACUCUUUCUAUCUUACACCAGUGUGUGCCUGCAGCAGCCUCCACAGCAACCAGAAAUAUCAUUUUUUUUUUUUUUUUUUUAUAACUAUUUUAAUUCUUUUGCAGAGGGUUUGGUUUUUUUUGUUCUCUUAAUUCAAAGGUUGGAGAAGUGGGCAGGGUGUGCUUCAGAGCUCCCACCUUUCUGACAAUAUUGUGGUGAGGUGGGACAUUCAUACCAAGUCCAAAGACUAGGAAGUUUUCCCCUGUCUACAAGAGUCAGCAAAACAAUGAACCAAAAAAAGAGAGAAAAAACACCACACAAAAGAAAAGCAAAAAUACUUCAAUUACAGUGCCCGAUAAAUGUGGGAGGGAUGGAGGGUGGGGGGAUGGUGUAUUAAGACAGUAUUUGAGUAUGAGUGAUUUUUUUUAUUUUCUUUUUUGUUUCAUUUGUCCUGUUUCCCCCUCCCAACUGUGCAAUGUUUGGCUUGGUGACAAGGAAACAAUAUUUCCCAUGGAAUUGGUUAGCUGUAAAGGCAGGAAAUAUUUUUAUUCAAAGUAUUAGAAAAAGCAGAGUGAGAUGUUUUUGGGAUGAGCAUAAAAAUACACCAAGUACAUUGUCACCUGUGUUUAUAAACAAGUUUUUGAACAUACAUUUGUGGAUUAAUCCUUUUGGCAUCUAAGGGGUGAGCCAUGCAUUACUAUGCAAUCUGCUGCUCACUCAUUUAGUGCUGAAAAAGGGAAAAAAGCAGGCAUGGCUAGAUUAGGCACCAUCAUCUUCCUGGAUGUUACUGGGAACUAAUACAUGUGCUGUACAGGAGACACUUAACACAAUAGAUGGUGUUAUGUGAUCUGUAGUAAGUUAAAUUGCAGGGAUGCCUUCAAAUCUCAAUGGACUUUUUUUUUUUUUUUUUUUUUUUAACCAACGGUUAAAAUGUGUUUUUGUUUUUAUAAUCAUUAUAUAAUUAGAGGCCCAGGUACAAAAAAAAAUACAAAUACAAUGUCUUCCUAGUGUUAUUAGAAUGGUAAGAUGGUACAGAGCAAGGUCACAUGCACUUCCCCUCAUUAACAUCAUGUGCUAGGAUAAUGAUGGGUAACUCGCGUUCUUGCAAUGUUUGUUGACUUGUUCCAUAGAUGGCAGGCUGAACAGCAAGAACACAAUUAUCAACCAUUAUCCUAGGGUAUGGAUCUCAAAGAGCAGUGAUCACAUGUUAUUAUGGCUACCCCUGAGUGUGAACAGGUAAGACUGCAACUCAUUUUGAUGACAAGGAUUUUUGAGAAAGUAAAUGUAUUUAAACAGUCUGCGUAGCAGGAAAAGUAACGUAAAAUGCAAAGAAUACAGUUUAUCUAUCUGCUAUCCUCAUUGUCUUGCAUACAAACUGCUGUUGUGUAAUAACCCACCAUUUUUUUUUAUAUAUCCUUAUUGGAGUGAUUAAAUGAUUGGGUGUACUUUCAGUCAAGGAACAAAAAAAAGCCCUGUUUUUACCUGCUGGUACGGGUUGCUGCAUAUGUGCUAUGCAGGUUCCCCUGGCAGAGAAUGGAUUUCAUGUAUUGCUGUUAUGUGAUGAUGUAGGUCACUGGGAUACCCAGUGUUAUCUCCCACCUCAAUUGCUAAAUGUUGUCUUGUCUGCAGACUGUACUUAGUGGUGUGUGUGCCCCAUUAAACUGACAUUCGUACAGUUUGUGCCCACAGACCUUUCCCCUUGGAGAUUGUGAAAUAUCCUUUUUGUGAGUUCCUUUCACUAGUGCAAUUAGCAGCAAAACAUGGUUUAUAGAGGAUUCCCUAAUCAUGAAAUGGGGUGUAUCUACAUCCAGCAAUUCGAUCUACUUUCUACUGGGAAAAAUCACAGUGAACCGUUUUGCCUUGGGCCAAAAGAAUCCCCCUGCCAUCUGCUAACCAUUUGUGAUUUCUAGUUUUUUGGGUUUUUUUUUUCUGUCUCCACUCCUAUCCUAAAAAGAACAGAACAAGCAGCUUAAUACUUUGCCUAGCAGACCAGUUUGUUUUUGUGUGAAAUCCUACACUCAAAAAUCCUUCACUUUCAGGGAGUUGCCCUAUUGGAGCUAUUUCUAGUAGACAUUUUACAUAGAUGCAGUGAGCACGGCCUAAAGUGCCUUAUUGCAUUUACCAUGUCAUUUAAAAAGCUGGUUGCUCUGUGUUCACGCAUACGUCCCAACUCUGAACAGAGAUUGAUUACUGCAUUCAAUCAUUAUCGUUUGAAGGAGCCAUGCUGUUGGAUAGGAUAAGCAGUAUCCAAACUUGACCCUGCAGCUGCAGUGUUGAGGUUGACCAUUCUAAAAUCUGUAUCUUUAGGAAAGAUCCUAGCUUCAAAUUCUCAAUGCUAGACCUGUGAGCUGUUCCUGUUACUUGCAGCCGAUCAGUGAAACAGACUACUCCUAAAUAAAUGUUUCACACUGACCCAAAUGGCUACCCCAUGUUCUUUCAGGUAGAACCGUCCCACUUUCUUAAACCAAGGGACUGUAAUAGAAUAUUUCCAAUAAUUUCUUGGUAUUUUAAAACGUACUAUUACGUGUUACACGUAAGUGCCAGACAGACUGGGAGGACUAUGAUCCUGGCUUCAUAAUGGCUGGACCCUCCCGAAUCUGCCGCUUAGUCAUAUCAUUUUGGGUAAUCCUUCUGUAUAAUCCAUUUGUGUCUCAACGCUGGCAAAACUCACAAUGCAAUGAUUGAAUCUAUGUAACCGCAAUUUAGAAAGCAUUCACUUUGGUGUAGGAGCUUUUAUGUUACAUAGCAUGCCCUGUGCCAUAAAAUUACCGUAAUUAGAUAUCUGGACACAGAUUAAGAGGAAUACCUUUUUUUAUUAAUAUUUCAAUGGAAACAUUCAAAGUAUUUACAGAAUGUUUUGGUUCCUAUCCAAUAUACAGAACUUGAUUGAGCUACAGUGAAUAAAAAAUAAAAUACUUUUAAUAUCUUCCUGCAGUCCAUGCAGAUCCAGUAAGUCACCAAUGGAGGCAGCACAAAUUACUGAAUUGGUUUCACUGCUGCUUCUAGUUAUAACCUGGAGCCCCAAACAGAGGGCUAGACUGUCCCUUUUUGUCUAAGAAAGCAGGACACUGGAGUCUGAUUUUAAUUUCCCUCUGUUUUUUAUUUUAUUUACAUUAACAACUAGUUAGUUAUGUUUCUUACUGAAUUGCGAUGGUGCAAACGUCCAACAUGUCAAACCACAAAAAUCAAAUGUUCUGUUUUGGUUUUUAAAAAGUCAGGUAGUUUCUGUUCAAAAAUGUAAAAUAGUGUUUAUCAUAAACAUUACUAUUCCUUCUGUGUGCCAACAUUUUAAGAGGCAACAUCCCCCAAAUGGUCAGUGAAGGAAUCACCGAAACCUUGUCCUCUGCGGCAUUGUUGUAAAAGCAGCCCAAGAUAUUAGGGCUCGGAGGACAAAUACAGAUUUAUUAGCUGUAUAUGCAAUGUUAGAACAAAUGUGUAACCAUACCAUUCUCUCACUUCAUAGCCACUACACAGCUCACAUCUUGGCCUAGAAGAACAGCGUGUGCAAGGAGUCUGCUUCAUUUUAUGUAUUCACAAUUUCUCACUAUCUAUAACCAAGCAGUGCCCAGGGCAUAACUAUAUGCCCAUUUAUUACUCUCCCCACUUGUAAUCAGUAUCUCUAACCUCAGUAUCCCCUACCCUGCAGCUUGGGUUUUGCUUCACAUGAACAUCACUCUGUUUACAUUGUAGUAUCCCCCUUGUAUUCCCAGCCUAGGAGCAAUAGUUAAAUCAAAUACAAAAAACUUCCAGAUGGUGUCUGGUAUACAUAUACUCACACACACUGCUCUGUGAGUGAAUUCUCACCUCUAUUGUGCUGCAUUUUAGGGUUAAAAAAAAUCCAUCAGUUGUCAAUAUCAUAACGAAAAAUAUUGUAACAUACCUUUUUUCUAUAGAAAAACAAAAUUGUAUAAUUAAGUUUUCGUAUGGAAUUGAGAGGCGUACCUUAUCUAUUGUACUGGGAACUUUUUUCAUUUUUUUUUUUCAAUUUUUUUUUUUUUUUUAUAUAUACAUUAUAUUUUUUCCAGGCCCAAUGGUAGUGAAUUGCAAAUACUCUGCCUUCUCUGUACAAAUGGAAGUCUGUGUUUUCAGUUUUGGUAAAACUGUGCUUAGAGUUUAGGGAAAUAAUGGG
This is a messenger RNA of Pelobates fuscus (common spadefoot toad), 6684 nucleotides long. It is a transcript of the gene PHF21A, whose product is annotated as PHD finger protein 21A. The transcript has 17 exons. Gene Ontology annotation, biological process: negative regulation of transcription by RNA polymerase II. NCBI's taxonomy places the organism in Eukaryota, Metazoa, Chordata, Amphibia, Anura, Pelobatidae. The record is from RefSeq and is a predicted model, not a curated record. Gene Ontology annotation, cellular component: histone deacetylase complex. The coding region runs from base 332 to 2368 and encodes 678 amino acids. Gene Ontology annotation, molecular function: chromatin binding.